UUGUGCGCAAUCGUGGCGUGUGAGUAUAGAACAAUAGCUAUACCCCAACGCUCAUGGACGGCUAGAUAAUUAGUGAUGCAUCUUUUCCGCGAAGCGAGCCGUGAAUUGAAAGAAAUUAGCUUUUUGACUUUAUGUAUCAAGCAGGUGACGGGGUAUUUUUUCUUUGUAAACCAAGGAUGGUAGUGGGGUUCAAUGACCUCCAAAUCUGCGUGACGCACGCUUGCAUAAUUAGACCAAUUAUAGAAUGAUAGUCAGGAUUUUUUCCCCACGCGUUCAUAAAGUAUAAAUUCAGACGAAGUUUUACUUUAAACACUACUGCUCAGCACUGCAAAGCAUCUACACGUCCACCUAACUAGCUACACAACCAGCUACCCUGCUACGGACCGAGCUCACUCCAACUUAGACAUUCACAUCAUCCAGCACUAAGGUAAGCCAACCCAAUUACUGAACAAGGCAUUGAGCUAGCCACCCAGCCGACCCAAACACAUCCAGCUGCCCAGUCACAUACAACUAACCUGCUACGGACCGAUCUCACACCUAGUUAGACAUUAAAAGCAGACCCAUCCAGCCGACCCAACCACAUCCAGCUACCCAGCUAUGGCCCGAUACACAUGUGACAUAUGUGAACGUACAUUCAGCCGUAAAAAAAAUUUGACACAACAUUGCAAGACUGUACACGGCCGAGAAAGGCAUCGAUGUAUAGAAUGCUGGCAAGAAUUUACAAGAAAAUUUAAUUUAACGAGACACUAUAGGAUAGUGCACACCAACCUACUUACACCAACCGAUGCCCCAUCAGCAUCCGACAGACAAACCGAACAACCGACAUUAACAUCUGACAGACUAACUGAACAACCUACAUUAGCAAACGACAGACAAACAGACAACCUACCUAUACAAUUAAAGAGACAAAGGACCUAUGACGACACAACAAACAAACGCCUAAAGACAUCUCACAACGACAGUAACGUUAAUUUAAACACCGACGCUAUACUUGUAGAUGACCUAAGGGGAGAUGUGGUAGACCUACAUUUAGAGGACGUGAACGACUUAGACUUACCGUUAGACGAAAUUGACACCCUUUAUAACCUAAACAGCGAAUUACAAAACAUAUACAUUGACAAUUGGCACUCCAUACAGACACAUACAACUACAGGCAAACAUUUAUCCAGAUUCAAUUUUUUUCACAACCCACUACACACUACUCCAAUAGAUUGGGAUACAAAACUUGUAGAUACCAUAUUUAACACACAAACUAAGCGGUUCAAAAUAAAUUAUAGUCACCAUACCAUUUUAAAACAUAAAGAAACAGGAGAAUAUAGGUUUUUUCACUCAAGUAACAACAAUGCAUGCGUCUUAGAGCUUCCUAAAUUAAUUAACAAUAGAGUAGAUUUUAAAGAUUUUUUAGAACACUUAAACACAUCAGACAUUCUAAAUUACGCACAACACAAUAGACCGAAUACAAAAUACGCUGUUGAGAUCAUUCCAGCCACCACAUUCUAUCUCUAUCACCUCAAUGAAUUUCCCAUAGGAUGACCUCUCACAAACAUCCCGAUUUUAUUAAUCCUUAAACCACAACACACUAGACAAAUAGGCAUUUAUACUAGUCCUCACGAUAAAGGAACCGGGUGAUGUAACAAAUACAGGUUUCAGGGCAUUCAACACAGGGAUUUAUACAUACACGCAAUACAGAAACGCACUUUCUUACAUUUAUAUUAAAAGACAAGUACAGUCAGACAAUGUGACAACAUCUCCCCUAAACAUAUAAUGCUUUGACAUUUAUAAAUUUAACCAUGACUUUAACGACACCUUAUACUAAUGUAGAUAUAUAAAUAACACAUUUUUAUGACUGUAUG
This is a messenger RNA of Physella acuta, 1853 nucleotides long. RefSeq lists its product as uncharacterized. NCBI's taxonomy places the organism in Eukaryota, Metazoa, Mollusca, Gastropoda, Physidae. The record is from RefSeq and is a predicted model, not a curated record. Gene Ontology annotation, biological process: regulation of transcription by RNA polymerase II. Gene Ontology annotation, cellular component: nucleus. Gene Ontology annotation, molecular function: DNA-binding transcription factor activity, RNA polymerase II-specific.